GUCCCGCAGACUGGACCUCUGUCCCGCAGAUUGGACCUCUGUCCCGCAGACUGGACCUCUGUCCCGCAGACUGGACCCGUGUUUGAUGGAGGACGUGUUCGGACAUUGAACUGCUCUUCGUGUCCUCGUUGGUUCCGUUCACGAAGCUCCGGACCGGCAGGAGCAGACCCGGGUCCUCCUCUCCACUGGAACCGUUAUAACCUCCACACACGGACCGAGCCGAGAUCAUGGAGAAGUCACGAGCGGGUCGACAGUUAGUGUUCAGCCUUCUGUUCGCCUUGUGGUUCACCUGCUGUUUGACCCAGACCACACCAUCAAACGCACCCACGCCAACCCUGACCCCAACCCCGACCCUGACCCCGUCCCCGUCCCCGUCCUCGUCCUCUCAGCCGCAGACCGAGCGGCUGAAGGUCCGACUGGCCGGAUACCCACGAAAACACAACGAGGGUCGGAUAGAGCUUUUUCACAAGGGCGAGUGGGGAACCAUCUGUGACGACGACUUCUCCAUCAGUAACGCCAACGUGCUCUGUCGACAGCUGGGCUUCGUGUCAGCCACAGGAUGGACACACAGCGCCAAAUAUGGCAAAGGCCAAGGUAAAAUCUGGCUGGACAACGUGCAGUGUAACGGAGGUGAGAAGAGCGUCGAAGUCUGCAAGUCUCGUGGCUGGGGCAACAGCGACUGCACUCACGACGAGGACGCCGGCGUCGUGUGCAAAGACGAGAGGAUUCCCGGCUUCGUGGACUCCAACGUCAUCGACGCUCAGGUGGAUGAGAACAGGAUCGAGGUGGUGCGACUCCGGCCCGUGGUGGCCAUGGCCAGAAAGAAGAUGCCCGUCACGGAGGGCGUGGUGGAGGUGAAGUACAAAGACGGCUGGGCGCAGAUCUGCGACCUGGGAUGGACGAUCAAGAACACGCGUGUGGUCUGCGGCAUGCUGGGAUUCCCCCACGAGAAGAAAGUCAACAAGAACUUCUACAAACGUCUGAGAAAGCGAGCGGCCGUGAAGGUCUCCAGGCCAAAGGUUAAUGUUUCAGCCGGUGGAAGGCCGGCAUCCAAAGCUAAAGCUAACUCUAAGUCUAAACCGAGCAGCGCAGCUAAAAGAUUAUAUUUGGAGCGUCAGAAGAACUUCUACCACCUCCACUCUGUGGCGUGCACAGGUACCGAGGUCCACCUGGCAGCCUGCACGCUCGAGUUCAGCAAACCCAACGCCACGUCCACCUGUGCGGGCGGCACGGCGGCCGUGGUCAGCUGCAUGCCGGGGCCGAUGUUCAUGCAGAGCAGCGGCUCCAAGAAGAAGCUUAAGAUAUCGAACAACGUGAGGCUGAAGGGAGGCUCCAGGCUGGGCGAGGGUCGGGUGGAGGUGCUCAAAGAUAACGAGUGGGGGACGGUGUGCGACGAUCGCUGGAACCUGCAGUCGGCCAGCGUCGUCUGCAGGGAGCUCGGCUACGGCAGCGCCAAGGAGGCUCUGACGGGAGCACGCAUGGGACAAGGUAUGGGUCCGAUCUACAUGAACGAGGUGAAGUGUCUGGGUGUGGAGAAGUCCGUCUGGAGCUGUCCCUUUAAGAACAUCACGUCAGAGGACUGUCAGCACAUGGAGGACGCCGCUGUCCGCUGCAACGUGCCGUACAUGGGCCUGGAGAACUCGAUCCGGAUCACGGGAGGACGGACCCGUUACGAGGGCCGCGUGGAGGUGCUGAGCACCGACUCUAACGGGACCCAGAGCUGGGGCCUGAUCUGUGGAGAGACCUGGACCACCAAGGAGGCCAUGGUGGCCUGCAGGCAGCUGGGCUUGGGCUACGCUAACCAGGGCAUGCAAGAAACCUGGUACUGGGACAGCAGCAACGUGACGGAGAUGAUAAUGAGCGGCGUGAAGUGCACGGGGAGCGAGAUUUCUCUGGGUCACUGCCAGCAUCACAAAACCGUCAGCUGCCAGAAGUCUGCAGCAAAGUUUGCAGCAGGAGUCAUCUGCUCAGACACCGCCUCUGACCUCGUCCUGAACGCGCCUCUGGUCCAGCAGACGGUCUACAUCGAGGAUCGGCCUCUGCACAUGCUCUACUGUGCUGCAGAGGAGGACUGCCUGUCCAAAUCUGCAGCCCAGGCCAACUGGCCCUACGGACACCGACGCCUGCUCCGCUUCUCCUCCCAGAUCCACAACAUCGGCCGGGCCGACUUCAAGCCAAAGGCCGGGCGGCACUCGUGGGUCUGGCACGCCUGUCAUGGACACUACCACAGCAUGAACAUUUUCACCCACUAUGACCUGCUCAACGCUAACGGUACCAAAGUGGCGGAGGGACACAAAGCCAGUUUCUGUCUGGAGGACACGGACUGUCAGGAAGGCGUUUCCAAACGGUACGAGUGCGCCAACUUUGGCGAUCAGGGCAUCACCGUGGGCUGCUGGGAUCUGUACCGCCACGACAUCGACUGCCAGUGGAUCGACAUCACGGACGUCAAACCUGGAAACUACAUCAUGCAGGUUGUGAUCAAUCCAAACCACGAGGUUGCAGAGAGCGACUUCACCAACAACGCCAUGAAAUGCAACUGCAAAUAUGACGGACAUCGAAUCUGGCUCCAUAACUGUCACAUCGGUGACGCGUUCAGCGAGGAGGCGGAGCGGAGGUUCGAGAAAUAUCCCGGGCAGCUCAACAACCAGGUUUCUUAAUCAGCCGUAAUGUAAAGUCGGUUUAACGAGUAAACACACACCGACACACACCAACACACACCGACACACACUCCUGCAGUGACGGAAGAAUCCGGGCGAUGUGUCGUACGUCUGAGUUUUUAUACUUGAAUAUUCAAGUGCUUGUUUCUCUUCUCAGUCUGAUGUGAGCUGAUGCUAUAUUUUUCUAAAGUCUGUGUCUGACAGAUGUACAGCCUCUUCUCCUGUUGAAUGUUUUUUUAUAACCAUUAUGUUUGUUUGUCAAACCCGAGGCAGCUCUGUGAAAGUCUGACUUCACGCUGGGCAUUAUGGACGGUUUGUUCAGGUUCCACCUGUCUCCACAGAUAUCAUACUUGUGAAUGUAUUUAUUGCUCAUUGUUGUCAUGUGUAGCUCUGCUGUCUCGUGAACGUAGACGUGUAUGUAUGCUGAUGUAAUCACACCCUGCACCAAUAAAAGGAGAGGAACGAUGA
Molecule: messenger RNA, 3125 nt
Organism: Larimichthys crocea (large yellow croaker)
Lineage: Eukaryota; Metazoa; Chordata; Actinopteri; Sciaenidae
Gene: loxl3b
Product: lysyl oxidase-like 3b
Exons: 16
Coding region: 228-2657 (809 amino acids)
Biological process (GO): collagen fibril organization; peptidyl-lysine oxidation
Cellular component (GO): membrane
Molecular function (GO): protein-lysine 6-oxidase activity; copper ion binding
Source: RefSeq, a predicted model, not a curated record